Molecule: messenger RNA, 1875 nt
Organism: Leptidea sinapis
Lineage: Eukaryota; Metazoa; Arthropoda; Insecta; Lepidoptera; Pieridae
Gene: cnk
Product: serine/arginine repetitive matrix protein 1
Exons: 12
Coding region: 118-1875 (585 amino acids)
Biological process (GO): actin filament polymerization
Cellular component (GO): actin filament; cytoplasm
Molecular function (GO): microtubule binding; actin binding
Source: RefSeq, a predicted model, not a curated record
GCGGAGGCGCCGGCGCGGGCCGUGGGCGCAGCGGCGGCAGCUGCGGCGGCCCUGGCCGACCACAUCGUGCAGGACGUGGCGGACCCGGCCGUGCUGCAGCCCGCGGCGCUGGAGACCAUGUCGGUGCGCGGGGCGCCGCGCGGUGCGGCCGGCUUCCACGUGCUGGCCACCUUCUGUGGACACCUGCAGCUGGCGCACCCGCAUUCGCCGCAGGCCGCCGCGCCCGCGCCGCUCGUGCGCUACGGAGAUGAGAUCGUUCAGGUGGGCGGCUGCUGUGUGAUCGGCUGGAGCGCGGGUGAGGUUCAGCGCGCGUGCGAGCGGGGCGGCGCCCGCGGCGGCGAGCUGGUGCUGCGCGUGCGCCGCCGGGGGGCGCUGCCCCUCCCCGCGCCUGCCGCGCCCAACGUGCGCCCGCAGCGACCGCACAGAUACGAGGGUGAAGCGCCGCAGCCCAGGCAGCCCGCGCCGACGGCGGCCAAGGCCGACUCCUCGUCCGACGAGAGCGAGCCCAUCUCGCCGCCCGCCUCGCCCACGACGCCCACCUCGCGGGCGCACCUCGACACGGCCAGGUUGUACGGGCCACGGCCGCGCGUCUCGUCGCAGCGGCGCCACUCGGUGAGUUGCGGCACUCCGCGCGCCCGACGCUCGCACCUCGCCAUACAGCAGUUUUGGCAGGAGCUGCGGCAACACCGCGACCGCGGCACCACACCUGAGGACGAAUCGGACGACGCGACCUUAUACCGACGCGAUAAGGCGGUUUCGUGUAGCACGGGGCUGCAACUGUCUCCCCGACCUCGCACGUGCCUCGGAAUGACGUCACCCGUACGCAACCAUGUGCCCCCCUCGCCACCCACAGAGCCACCCAGGGGCAAACUUGACAAGAGUCACUCCACGCCCGCUUACGAGCUCGACACAAACUCAACACUCGCCCCCCUCACGGAUCAUCCCAUCCCUGAGUCCCCCACGACUCCACCUGUGCAUAAAAGUAAUAGCAAGAUUAAGAAAAGUGACGAAGUAGAACUGGCGUCAAAUAGAGAAGUGCUCAGCGAGGUGGAAGGAGAGGCGGGGGGCGUGGAGACGACGAGUAAACUCGCCGACAUCCGACAUAUCGACGACGAUGACGUGCCCGAGACCGUCAACCUCGUGCUGGCGGCGGACGCGGCGCCGGACUGCGGCCGAAGAGCCCCCCGGCCGCGCAUCACCGAGCGGUGGAGGGCCGGCGAGGUGCCCCCCGAGCCGCCCCCACGCGCCCCGCCACGUGCAGCGCCCCCGCCGCCGCCCGACCGCGCUCGAGUCCCCCUGCCACGCCUCGCGUCCUCGCCCGACGCACAGAGUCCGUCGAAUUCAGCGGCAGUGCGUGCGACGUGGGAAGUGCUAUCGUGUGGCGUGGUGGGGGGCGGGGGCGUGGGCCACGCCUCCCCCCCUCGUGAGGCUGCGGCACACUACCCCGCGCUGAGGAUGAUCCCGCGCCCACUCGACACACCGCUCAAACCGCUGCGGCUGCCAGACCCGACGCAGCUGUCGCCCGCGCGGUCCCUCACCAAGCACGACAUCAAGGUGCUGGGCGCAGACCGCCGCGAGCUGCCCGCUAUCAACGGUUCGCCCGAGCCGCCGUCCCCCGCGCCCCCCGCGGCCCCCGCGCCCCCCGCGCCCGCAGACAUCGUGGCGUGCGCACGUGACGCGCAGGCGGCGGACGCGCUAGCACUGUCGCCCACUGCGAGCGCCGUCCGCGGCAUCUUCCCCUCGUCCAAGUCCAGGAGUCUCAAAAAGAAGAACUCCAUAUUAGCGAGUACUCGGCAUCAAGUUAAAAAAGUAGUAACUGGUAAACCCAACAUUAAAAUUAAUAAUGAACAAAUAGAGAGGGACGCGCACCAAUAA